This is a messenger RNA of Fomitopsis serialis, 1581 nucleotides long. Its product is annotated as carboxylesterase. The transcript has 10 exons. The record is from RefSeq and is a predicted model, not a curated record. Lineage: Eukaryota; Fungi; Basidiomycota; Agaricomycetes; Polyporales; Fomitopsidaceae. Bases 1 to 1581 code for a protein of 526 amino acids.
AUGUCUUCCACCACCGAUUCCAAGAGCUUCAAUCCCUGCGUGCCCGACGACCAACUCGAGACUCAGCUCGCGGCGCACUCCGAGCAGUUGGUGGUCAACACCAAGUACGGCCCCAUUACUGGUGGCGCGCCACAAACGGUGCACCUGCUUUCUUGGGUGGCAGGAUCCGCAGCCUCUGCCCGCGACCACCGCUAUGAGAACAAAGUCUACAUUUACGAAAGUGCUUACUGCGCGCAGCCGCUCCCUGACGUCCCUGUCGGAAAAGGCGUCAACCUCCCGGAACUGGUCGGCUUAGGCAAGCCCACUGAGAAUCCGCUGUUCCUCAACGUUGUCUGCCCACCUCAGUUCUCGCCGAAUUCGCCGUUCAAGUACCCUGUGUUGGUUUACAUUCACGGCGGAUUCCUGCAAACUGGUUCUCCCCAUGAACUGAACUCGCAGGCUCAGUACUGGGCUGCCGAGAAGACACAAGUCGUCGUGAACAUCGGUUACCGUGUCUCCAUCCUUGGUUUCCUCGCAAGCGACACCCCGGACAUCUCUGGCAACUAUGGUUUCAAGGACCAGUGGCAGGCACUCUUGUGGGUGCACGACAAUAUUGACAAGUUCGGGGGUGAUCCUACCAACAUCCAGAUUGCCGGAGACUCUGCAGGUGCCCAUUCGGUUCACCAGAUAUUGCACCAUGCAUCGCAACUUCCCGACGGCCAGAAGGCACCUUUCCAGUCCGCUUUCCUUCAAUCUAACGCGAUUCUGACGACGCCGAGCACCAAGGCUGACCAUCGCCUGCAAUUCGAGGCUGUUUGCAAGGCUCUCGGCCUGGACCCCUCUUCGCCUACCGCGCUUUCGGACCUGCGCGACACCACCAAGUUUCCAGCGGAAGCGUUCAUGAAGGUUCUUCUGAACGGGUCGGUUCCUGCUCCGUACGACACGUUCCGCGACACCAUCGACGGCGUGUGGGUGUCGCCCCCGCCCGAGAUGAUGGAGUGGCAGCGCUCGGGCAACCUCGCGCGGGGCCUGAAAGACAAAGGCGUGCAGUACAUCAUCAUGGGCAACCUCACGGAGGAGUGGUAUGUCUACGGGAUCAUCCACCCCGGCAUCACCACUAUGGCCGACUGCGUGGUCAAUAUGGAGCGGUACUUCUCCGCUGACGUGACCCAGAAGCUCUUCGCGUGCUACCCGGCCCUGCCGGACAACCCCACCCAGGCGCAGGUCACCAAGUUCAUGGGCACGGCGCUCUCGGACGCGCAGGGACUUGAUCACGCUGGCUACCCCAUACUGCGGUACGAGAUUGGCUGGGUGCCCGAGCAGCUGUCGGCAAUGACGGGCGGCUACGUGUCCCACGGCACCGACCGUGUCUUCUGGGCGUACCGUCUGCCAUUGAUGAAGCUCUCGCAGAUCGCAACCGUGAAGCUGUGGCUCGACUCCAUUGACGCCGAGGUGAAGUCGCUCCAAGCCGGCCUGAACGUCACCGCGAAGAACAUGAAGAAGGUGUACGCCUUGAAAGCGGACAAGACCGUGGGCUGGAAGGACGACGAAAGGUGGGACGAGCUCAUGCAUCUGGCUUCCGUCCUCCCUGGCGAGCAGUGA